Molecule: messenger RNA, 1785 nt
Organism: Puccinia graminis f. sp. tritici CRL 75-36-700-3
Lineage: Eukaryota; Fungi; Basidiomycota; Pucciniomycetes; Pucciniales; Pucciniaceae
Exons: 3
Coding region: 231-1676 (481 amino acids)
Source: RefSeq, a predicted model, not a curated record
UCUAUCUCCAUUUCAAAGACAUUCUUCAUCAUAAACUUGGAUCUCUACUUACGCAUAUUAUUAACCUUUAUCCCCGGAAAAACCGGAUCCUACAGUCAUGUCCCAGUGAGCAUCUCGCGCCCAUCAGCUGGAUUAAAAACAAAUCAAGAUAUUAACAGGUUGGAAAGAAAAAAGCAAAAACGAAAAUAAUCUUCCAAUUACCUCAAGACUUAACCCUUAUUGACAGGACAAUGGUCGAGGGAUGGUGCAACCGAUUGAUGCGUCUUGAGGUUAUCGCACUGGACUUGCUGCUGCUAGGAUAUGUCCAAACAACUCCACCAUGGACCCCACGAGCUGGACUACAAUCAGCGAGCCCUCCUUGUCUGUAUUUCGAGCCGCCAUUGGAUAUUGGCCAGUCAGAUGUAUUCCAGGAGCUCCAACUGCCACCUCUCAAUACUGAGCCAGUCAAUCCCCACAACAGAGGAUUCGCUCAAGAAUUCGCCGAUGAUUUCUUGACUAGUACUACUCAUCAACAACACUUACCCUCUGUCGAUCCAGAUGGACUCGACUUUCAUGAUUGGAUGGAAAGAUUGUUGUCUGAAAAUAAUCAAGAAGAAAGCUUGGGAAGGAUCGGGAGCACUGGACCAAUCACCGCCUCAAGCCCCCUCAUUGUCAGUAAUGAGCUCAAAGAUCAGCAUUCUAAUACUCGGGUCAAAAGACCUAGCUCUGCUCCACCGAGGAAACGACUCGGAGCCGAAGAAGAAGAAGACGAAGAGGAAGAAGAAGUUGAUCAUCAAUCGACCACUGAACCGACGCAAAAGAGCAGGAGAAUGGCCCAGCAGGAAGAACGAGGGAGACUGAUGGAUAGUAGAGUGACUACGCAAGCGGAUAUAGCUCGACGAGAGGAAGAUUGGAUCAUCAGCAUUGAACGGCGUGCGGCGCGUAAAUUAUUAAGCCAUCAGGACCCGGCAGAUGGGGUGAAGAACGCCGAGUUCAAGCGGCAGCUGUCGGAGAAAAUGGACGAGAUCCGGAGCCAUGCAAACACGUUUCUGAAGGAUGCACAGAGCGAGACGAUGGCGAGCUUGCCGAUCACCUUCACCCGGAGACAAGCGAUCUUCGGCCGGCAGGACUUCUUCAAGGUCUUGAUCAGACUCUGCAGUCCCGACAAAUCCUUGGUGCCCUUGCGCAAACACCUCGAGCCGCGAAUCCUCCGGCUUCUGAGGGCCAUGACGAUGUACCACAAUUGGCUCAACUUCAACAACGCUGAUCGAAAGAUCCUCGGCAAGCUCAAUGCGCAUAACCAACUAGUCGAUUGGUUUUGGACCCUCCUCUUCGAACGCUCCUAUCUGAGAUUCCCAUUGAUGGGCUGGGUCGCUAGCGAAUAUCCGCCCAAAGAUCCCCCCAAAUUCUUCCGCAGUCCGGUCCAAAAGUAUCUCAUCAAUCUGUUGGUCCGGAAGAAAAGACUGGACAUGAAAGACUGUUUCGAGGCGGCGAUCAAGUUGAUCUCAUAUUGGUACGAAGAUCUCUGCUCUACUAACCUGAAUUCUAGCAACAAUCUGGAGCCUCCCUUGUUCUUCCUCACUUCAGAAGAUUUCUCUCCUCGCGUCACUCCCAGACACUUUGAUCGUGAUUUCUACCUCAAUCUAGUUGCAGAAACUUUCGAAUUAAAACAGUAUGGCAGGAAACCAACUCAGUAAAAAAAAUAAUCUCAUGUUAUACAAACCCCUCAAUAUGAUGUUCAUUAUUAGACUCUAGAAAGUUGUCUUCUCAAUCUCAGACAAUAGCUACACGGUCCUUGAGUUGUUU